AGGUGUAGGACAGGUAGGGUUAGUUAUGAGUGGUAAAUAUGAAUACUCGGUAUCCAGUGAUGGUUGGAUGUCGUUGUCUGCAAUGAAAAGAAAGAAAGUUGAACAACCAGCGCCCAAGAUAUCGAAGAUCCGAUAUUCCUCACUUAAAGUUCACCGUAUCUCACCUAGGAAGAAAUUUAAACAAUCGUCCAUGCUACACUAUGUGAGGGACUCUGGGUCAAAGAAAUUAAAAAGAAAACGUGAAAAUACCUCCCGUUCUGCGGUGGAAUUGAACACAGAGAAAUGUUAUGAUGAAAAUAAUGUUAAAGUAACGAAAGGUAACAUAAGCAAUGACAAUUCUGACUCCUACAAUGUGGAAAAUUUAUUUCAAACUUGUUCCAAAACGAAUAUAUCAAGAAACCUUUACAAUCAAAAUGCAAAUCACAAAGCUGCAGGAUUUGGAUCUAACCAGUUUAAACCGGUUCAAAAAGAUGUUUUAAACCCAGACGAACCAGUUAUAACCAAAGACAUCAAAGAAACAUCAUUUUCUCCAUUAAGUUGCUGCGCAAACUUACCAGAAAAGUUGCCAAAUCAGGAAAAACAUCUUCAAGUAUAUCCAGGGUCUUGUAAUAAAGCGUUAUCACCUCAAAAAUACAACGGAACUCAGGAAAAACACAUUAAAACUUAUUCACAGUCUUCCAAAAUAGCUUUAUCUCCUCAAAAACACAAUAAAAGUCAUAAAAAAUCUUCUCAAAUUUAUUCACGAUGUUCUAAUAAAGCGUCAUCCCCACAAAGAAACAACAGAAGUCAGAAAAAACAUUUUGAAACCUAUCCACAAUCAUCUAACAUAGUUUUAUCCCCACAAAAACCAACCAACAACAAACCAUUGCAAAACAAACCCCAACUAAAGGAGCCGGACACAUUAAAAUACACUGGUCAUGUUUCUUCUCAAAACUCUUACUUUCCAAACAACGACAAAGAAAAUAUCCCGGACCUUUGUUAUGACCUCACAAUGAAGUUUGUUGAGGAUUCAGAAGGACAAUUAAUAUUCGAUCGAAUGACGCAGAAACAUGGAAAUAAUGUAGCAGACACCCAUAGAGAUAGCAUGUACUUUGCAUUUGAACAUGGUUUAAAAAACAAGCCAACCAAUCAGAGCACCCAGAUUUUUAAUGGUUGAAAGUGAUUGGUUAUAUUUAUUACUAAUUAUUCUGUAUUUUAUUUACAUUUUAAUUUUUUUGGGCUUUUUUAAAGUUAAAUAAUUUUUAUAUUCUUAUAUUUUAUAUUUUUAAUGUUUUGAAUAUUUUGCGUCUUGCAAUAUUUUGCGCUACAGUGCAGUUUUUUUAUAUUUAAUCUCUUUCCUUCAGUGUAUUUUUAAUCAUAUGGAGACUUAAGGUUAAGUUAAUGGUUGCUGCGUAAUGUAGCUGGCUGUUAAAAGAUAGAAAUUUCAAAAACUUUUAUAUUUUCUAUUAAAGAUUGCUAGUGUUGAAUUAUUACCAUGUAUAAGCUAUUUAGCUGGGUAAGACUAGAGUUUUAAAUUGUUAUUAAAUCUGUUGUUUUACUUUUUUUUUUAAACCCAGCAUACCAGAGGUUUUGCUUCUAAAUUAGAAUCAUGACUGCGUUUGAAAACUUGGGGGUGAUGCCUGAGAUUGGGAAGAUGAUAAUGGAGAUUGGUUGGCUACUUCCAACUGAUAUACAAGCAGAGUCGAUCCCUUUGAUCCUGGGAGGCGGGGAUGUCCUUAUGGCUGCGGAGACUGGGUCAGGGAAGACGGCAGCUUUCAGUAUCCCUGUUAUACAGAUCGUGCAUGAAACGCUAUCGAGUACAAGGGGUGGUGGAGGUAUGAAGGGUGGCAAUGCAUUGCCUGCUAUCUUCAACACCUGGCAGAUGAACCCAUACGACAGAGGAAACGCAUUUGCGAUUAGUUCUGAUGGUUUGUUGUGUCAGUCAAGGGAGGUGAGGGAAUGGCAUGGAUGUAGGUCAACCAGGGGAGUUACUAAGGGCAAGUAUUAUUAUGAGGUAUUAUGCAAGGAUGAAGGUUUAAACAGAGUAGGUUGGUCAACACUGUCAGCAGAUUUAAACCUUGGUACUGAUAAGGAUGGAUAUGGCUUUGGGGGAACGGGGAAAAAAUCCAACAGUCGUCAGUUUAACACGUACGGUGAACCUUUCACAAUGCAUGAUAUCAUUGGCUGUUUCUUAGAUAUGGAUGAAGGUAGAAUCAAAUACUCCAAAAACGGCAUCGACCUCGGCCAUGCGUUUGACAUACCUGGUUUCCUAAGAAAACAACCAAUGUUUGCCGCUUGUGUUUUAAAGAACUCCGAACUUAGUUUCAACUUUGGUGGUGAGCCGUUUAAAUUCCCACCUAGUGGCCAGUUUGUCGCACUUUCAAAGGCCGGCGACCAAUCAAGCGUAACAAGCGCUAAAACUGGAUCCGCUGUCGUUAAGAAGCAAAACACAAAGAGAUCCAACAACUCUCCUUAUGCGAUCAUAAUUGAGCCUUCCCGUGAGCUGGCGGAACAAACGGCAAAAAUUAUUAGAGAUUUAAAAAAAUUCGUUCAAAAUCCAACUGUGUCUGAAGUCCUCGUGGUGGGUGGUGUGCCUGCAAGUGACCAGUUAAAGUUGAUUCAACAAGGAGUUGAUAUUUUAAUUGGGACGCCGGGUCGAGUGGAUGAUUUUAUCUCAACUGGAAAGAUCGAUUUAAGCCAAGUAAGGUUCCUUGUACUCGACGAAUGCGAUGGAUUAUUAACAGCUGGUAGCGGGGGGUUUAUCAAACGAACACAUUCCCAUAUACCACAGGUAACAUCUGAUGGGAAACGUCUCCAAGUUAUCGUAUGUUCGGCUACUUUGCAUAGCUUCGAUGUUAAAAGGCUUGCUAAUGAGAUCAUGCAUUUCCCUGUGUGGGUGGAUUUGAAGGGUGAAGACUCAGUACCUGAGACCGUCCACCAUGUUGUUGUUCCCGUGGAUCCCAUAAGGGACCCUAGUUGGAUGGGGUUGCGCAAUCAUGUACCGACCGACGCCGUGCAUAAGAGAGAUAACGUUGACAGCAGAGCUAAGGAAACUAAGGAGAAAUGGUCGGAAGGGAUCAAAAUAUUGAAAGGCGAGUAUUGUGUUCGUGCGAUACGCGACCACAAAAUGGAGCAAGCGAUCAUAUUCUGCCGAACGAAACUCGAUUGCGACAACCUUGAACGAUAUUUCAAACAAGUUGGUGGUCACGAUGACCAACUAUCGUGCGUGUGUCUGCAUAGUGAUCGGAAACCUCAUGAAAGGAGAGGGAAUUUGGAGAAGUUUAAAAAUCGGAAGGUGCGACACUUGAUAUGUACAGACGUAGCAGCGCGUGGCAUCGACAUACGAGGCGUUCCAUUCGUUAUAAACAUGACGCUACCUGAUGAUAAACAGAACUAUGUCCAUCGCAUUGGGAGGGUGGGGAGAGCUGAGAGGAUGGGGCUGGCUAUCUCGCUAGUGGCUACUAAGCACAAGGAGAAGGUCUGGUAUCACAGCAAUUGCAAUAAUAAGGGCAGAGGUUGCUUCAAUACAAACCUCACUGAUUUUGGUGGUUGUUGUAUUUGGUACGAUGAGAACGGCUUACUCGGAGACAUUGAAUCUCAUCUGAAAAUAACAAUCGAACAAACAACCCCCAAAAUGGAAAUCCCCGUUGAUGAGUUUGAUGGGAAGGUUGUAUACGGCAGCAAGAGAUCAAAGUCCAACAUCUCCAAAUACAAGGAUCACACUGACAUACUGGCACCUAGUGUAAAGGAACUACAAGCAUUAGAGCGAUCUACACAAACCUCAUUUUUACAAAUGAGGAUGAAUAUGUCAAGAAUAUUAAAAGGAAAUGUCUGGUAUCACAGCAAUUGCAAUAAUAAGGGCAGAGGUUGCUUCAAUACAAACCUCACUGAUUUUGGUGGUUGUUGUAUUUGGUACGAUGAGAACGGCUUACUCGGGGACAUUGAAUCUCAUCUGAAAAUAACAAUCGAACAAACAACCCCCAAAAUGGAAAUCCCCGUUGAUGAGUUUGAUGGGAAGGUUGUAUACGGCAGCAAGAGAUCAAAGUCCAACAUCUCCAAAUACAAGGAUCACACUGACAUACUGGCACCUAGUGUAAAGGAACUACAAGCGUUAGAGCGAUCUACACAAACCUCAUUUUUACAAAUGAGGAUGAAUAUGUCAAGAAUAUUAAAAGGAAAAUCAUAA
Messenger RNA from Ciona intestinalis (vase tunicate), 4165 nucleotides. The record is from RefSeq and is a predicted model, not a curated record. Lineage: Eukaryota; Metazoa; Chordata; Ascidiacea; Phlebobranchia; Cionidae.